UCAGUGCGCAUGCGCGCUGCUCUCCUCCGCUCUCCGCCCUCCAAGCCGUCAGUUCGGCUCCGUUCUCCACCUGACAGCUGAUCAGAACCGGACUCCGGGCUCCCCUCCAGCGGCGGUGAGGUUCCGGGAGAACCAGCGGAGGCAUGCGGCGCUGCUGAUCGCUUCCCUCCCGUCUCGUCCGGAUGCGCUCGGCCCGAUCAUGUCUGUGAGGGAGAAGGCGGUCCAGACCAAGGACAGCGUCAGCCUGCUGCCCUGCUUCUACUUUGUGGAGCUACCCAUCCUGGUGUCCUCUGUGGUCAGUCUCUACUUCCUGGAGUGGACGGACGUCUUCAAGCCGGUGAAGUCUGGGUUUCACUGCCAUGACCGCAGCUUGAGCCUGCCCUACGUCGACCCGAACCAUGAGGUCAUCCCGCUGCUGAUGCUGCUCAGCCUGGCCUUCGCUGGACCAGCCAUCACGAUCAUGAUCGGGGAGGCUGUCUUGUUCUGCUGCCUCACUCGGACGAAGAGCGGUGGAGCAACCGAGGCCAACAUCAAUGCAGCCGGCUGCAACUUCAACUCAUUCAUCCGCAGAGCCAUCCGCUUCGUCGGGGUCCAUGCCUUCGGCCUUUGUGCCACGGCCCUCAUCACGGAUGUCCUGCAGCUGAUGACGGGCUACCCGGCGCCGUACUUCCUCACCGUGUGCAAACCCAACUACACCACACUCAACGUCAGCUGUGACAAGAACCCCUAUGUGAUUGAGGACAUCUGCUCUGGAGGCGACCCUGCAGCCAUCAACCAGGGGAGGAAGUCCUUCCCAUCCCAGCACGCCACGCUGGCCUCCUUCGCCGCCGUCUACGUAUCUAUGUACUUCAACAGCACUCUAACAGACUCGUCCAAGCUGCUGAAGCCUCUGCUGGUCUUCUCCUUCAUCAUGAGCGCCAUUGUCUGCGGCCUGACCCGGAUCAUCCAGUAUAAGAACCAUUCGGUGGACGUCUACUUGGGCUUCCUGAUCGGAGGGUCUAUUGCUGUUUACCUGGGUGUCUAUGCAGUGGGAAACUUUCAGUCCAGUGAGGACGCCGGCAGCAGCCCUCCUGUCCUGGUGCACCACCCGUCCUGCUCGCUGCCACACGUCAGUCAGGAGGCCGUCCUCCAUCACCUGCAGAUGAAAGCAAUGAGCGCGGAGGUCGGCCUCCCCGCCUCCCACUCUGAGAGCGUCCUUCACCGAGGCCUCCAGGUGCAGCGGCCUGAAGACGGCCUCCAGCGCUCCAUGGAGGCACUGUCGCCCUGCGGCGCGCAGAGCAAAGACGCCGCCAUGACGUUCAGCCACACACUGCCUCGGGUUCAUACCCCUCAGGCCAUUGCCGCGUACGAAGAGGCCGCCAGGCGCCACGCCGCCACCCUCCACCACGCCUCCAUGGACUCCAGCCGCUCUAAGCAGCUGCUGUCCCAGUGGAAAAGCAAGAACACCAACCAUAAAUGCUCCCCGGACUCCUUCUCCUCCUCCGUCGACUCGUCCUCCGGCCACGCCUCCCACCUCCCUCACCACGGCAGCAGCGAGCUGCGCUCCAGCUCUGAGCCGGCCACUGUGGGCCUAAACGGGGGCUUUGAUGCCAGUGCGUAUAUGGCGAAGCUUCCUCCUGGAAUCAGCUCCACUCUCCCCAGUAACUGCAGUGGGAUCACCGGAGGGGCCCGGAUACCCAUGCAAUCUAGGCCCGGCUCUUCACAGCUGGUGCACAUACCGGAGGAGGCUCACGAGAACUACAACCCGGCCUCCCAAAGGACACUGGGGGGAGGCGGCGACAUGAAUGUCGGCACUUCAGUUCAGGCUAACUGGCAAAGAGCGGCGGAGAAGACGGGCAGCAUCCAGAGCGGCCAGCCCAGGAUCCUGCAGGUGAUCGCCAUGUCCAAGCAGCAGGGUCUGCUGCAGACCCAUUCCAAGAGCUUAGACGACAGCAGCAUGGGGUUCAACGACAGUGGAGGCGCCCAAGUCGGCGCCCGUCACAGGGGACUCACCAACCACGACCCUGGCAGCACCACUGGGCCCGGCUCACUGGGCAGCACUGCAGGCAGCAUUUCUGGAAGCACCGGGGCUAUCGUCAGGGUAGAGGCCCACCCUGAGAACACCCGGCCCGUCAUCCAGGCUCCGUCCACAGACGGGAGCGGCUCCUGGAGGUGGAGGUCACUGGAUCAUGGAGGAGGCGGGAGUUCAGGGAGCGGGGGUGUCGGCAGUGGAUCGGGUCCUGGGAGGCACACCGCAGAGCACAACGAUCAGAACGUGGACUCGGAGAGUUCCGACUCCAUACGCGACGGGUCUGUUGACCCCAAACAUGGCAAUAACGUCAUCGCCACCACCUCAUCCAUGGCGACCACUGGCCAGGCAGAGCAGAGGCUCCACCACCAGGGCCUCUCCACCAUUCGGGUCACUCCAGGAGACGGCUGCAGCUCUGGAACUGCAGGAGGCGUUAGAGAGAACGCCUCAGAAAUCCCCUCAGUAGCUUCCAGUCGCGAGUCGACUCUGCGAAGAAAAAGCAAUAAUAUCAUCCUGAUCCCGGAGAGAGCCGACAGCCCGGAUAAUGCCAGGAACGUUUUCUACAAGGGGACCUCCAUGACCCCCACCUUCAAGGAAUAAAGCCCACCUGAGCGGGAAGAAGGCGGGACAGGUGGAGCUUCGUGUUCCAAACAGCUUUUCUAUGUAGCAUGGUUCUUCUUCUACACGUUUACACAAAAGCACAAGCGUUUCUGUGUUGGUGAAAUAAUCACUGUGUUUUUUGCGUGGUCACUCCUGAGGAAACCUUUUUUAUAGAGUGCUGUUUCCCAUGCAGACAGAAUCCUUUCCCAGCUGUGAAACCAAUGUUUACUUCCCUGCAUUGUAAAUACUCUGUAUACUUGAAAGUGGUGCUACACCAGCCAAAACCAUUGACCUUGCAUAGCGUUCAGUCUUAUCCAAAUGCACCCAUCAUUGUUUUACAAAGAUUUUAAACUCAGUGGUUUAUAAACGAUGCAUCUUCUCUGUACAGAUACCCGUCUGUAGCGGAAUACUGUUGGAACCAUAAGUGAGCUUAGCAUCUAUCAUGUAGCUACAAAGGCAAAUUAGCUGGAACUUGCCUAAAAGAAGAGGUGUUUACUCUGUAUCAUACUGUACAAAUAAUACACACAUACACAUAUAUCUAUAUAUUUGUGUAGAUCCGUGCAGCCUGCUCAGCACAAACAGCAGCAAAGCACUGCAGCCAAACUGUUUUCUGACUCCACUUUCUAUGUUGUCAUAUUUUAAACCAAGUCAAACGUAUUUCAGUGAAUCCUUUUUGUAUGCAUGAGUAAACCUGAAAUAGAAAACCUUUCUCCCUCAACAUUCUUCCAAUAAAGGUGAUAAAUACAACUUUAACCUCUCCAGCCA
Molecule: messenger RNA, 3373 nt
Organism: Cyprinodon tularosa
Lineage: Eukaryota; Metazoa; Chordata; Actinopteri; Cyprinodontiformes; Cyprinodontidae
Gene: plppr4b
Product: 2-lysophosphatidate phosphatase PLPPR4
Exons: 7
Coding region: 200-2608 (802 amino acids)
Biological process (GO): phospholipid dephosphorylation; signal transduction; axonogenesis
Molecular function (GO): phosphatidate phosphatase activity
Source: RefSeq, a predicted model, not a curated record